AUGGAGGCGCUGAGACCCCGAUCUCUAACCAGGCUGUUUCAGUCACCUCGUCGUCCUGACCAUGGCACUGCUGGAAAACCAAUUCGACUGUUAGCCAAUCAUUUUCGAGUUCAGAUUCCUAAUAUAGAUGUGUAUCACUAUAUUGUGGAUAUUAAACCAGAAAAACGGCCCCGCAGAGUGAACAGGGCGGUAAUAGAUGCAAUGGUGCGGCACUUCAAGAUGCAAAUAUUUGGUGACCGGCAACCUGGCUAUGAUGGCAAAAGAAACAUGUACACAGCACACCCACUGCCAAUUGGACGGGAUAGGGUUGAUAUGGAGGUGACCCUUCCAGGUGAGGGUAAAGACCAAACCUUUAAAGUGUCUGUUCAGUGGGUGUCAAUUAUAAGCUUUCAGUUGCUUUUAGAAGCUUUGGCUGGGCACUUGAAUGAAAUCCCAAAUGACUCAGUGCAAGCACUUGAUAUUAUCACAAGACACCUUCCCUCUAUGAGGUACACCCCAGUGGGCUGUUCCUUUUUCUCUCCCCCUGAAGGUUACUACCACCCUCUGGGAGGGGGCAGGGAGAUUUGGUUUGGUUUUCAUCAGUCUGUGAGACCUGCUAUGUGGAAUAUGAUGCUCAAUAUUGAUAUAUCUGCAACUGCUUUCUACCGAGCUCAGCCUAUCAUUGAGUUCAUGUGUGAGGUUUUAGACAUUCAGAACAUCAAUGAACAGACCAGACCUCUAACAGAUUCCCAACGUGUCAAGUUUACCAAAGAAGUCAAAGCUCUGAAAAUUGAGGUGACCCACUGUGGACAGGUGAAACGAAAAUAUCGAGUUUGUAAUGUGACCAAACGAUCAGCCAGUCAUCAAACUUUUCCUUUGCAGCUAGAAAAUGGUCAAACUAUAGACUGUACAGUAGCUCAAUAUUUUAAGCAAAAAUAUAGUCUUCAGUUGAAAUACCCCCAUCUUCCGUGUCUCCAAGUGGGACAAGAACAAAAGCAUACCUACUUGCCACUUGAGGUCUGCAAAAUUGUGGCAGGACAGCGAUGUAUAAAGAAGCUCACAGACAGUCAGACUUCCACAAUGAUCAAAGCUACAGCAAGAGCUGCUCCUGACAGACAGGAAGAAAUCAGUAGACUAGUGAAGAGCAACAGCAUAGUGGGUGGACCUGAUCCAUACCUUAGAGAAUUUGGCAUUGUUGUACACAAUGAAAUGACAGAAUUCACAGGCAGGGUACUUCCAGCACCAAUGCUGCAAUAUGGAGGCCGGAAUAAAGCAGUGGCCACACCCAACCAGGGUGUCUGGGACAUGCGAGGAAAGCAGUUUUAUGCUGGCAUUGAAAUUAAAGUUUGGGCAGUUGCUUGUUUUGUGCCUCAGAAACAAUGUAAGGAAAAUUUACUAAAGAAUUUCACUGACCAGCUGCGUAGAAUCUCUAAGGAUGCAGGAAUGUCCAUCUGUGGUCAUCCAUGUUUCUGCAAGUAUGCCCAAGGUGCAGAUAGCGUGCAGCCCAUGUUUAAACAUCUGAAAAUGACAUAUGUGGGCCUACAGCUAAUAGUGGUUAUCUUGCCUGGAAAGACACCAAUAUAUGCAGAGGUGAAACGUGUUGGAGAUACCCUUCUAGGUAUAGCCACACAAUGUGUCCAGGUAAAAAAUGUAGUGAAGACCUCACCUCAAACUCUUUCCAACCUUUGCCUGAAGAUAAACGCAAAGCUCGGAGGAAUUAACAACGUGCUCGUACCUCAUCAAAGGCCCUUGAUAUUCCAGCAGCCUGUCAUCUUCCUGGGAGCCGAUGUCACACACACCCCAGCAGGGGAUGGGAAGAAGCCCUCCAUUGCUGCUGUGGUUGGCAGUAUGGAUGCCCACCCCAGCCGAUAUUGUGCUACGGUUCGGGUGCAGACUUUCCACCAGGAGAUCCCCCAAGAGCUUCUCUACAGUCGGGAGGUCAUUCAGGACCUUACUAACAUGGUUCGGGAACUACUAAUCCAGUUCUACAAAUCUACCCGCUUCAAACCCACUCGGAUCAUCUAUUACCGUGGAGGGGUCUCUGAGGGACAAAUGAGACUGGUAUCUUGGCCAGAACUAAUAGCAAUUCGAAAGGCAUGUAUUAGCUUGGAGGAAGAUUACCGGCCAGGAAUAACAUACGUUACGGUGCAGAAAAGGCAUUACACAAGACUCUUCUGUGCAGAUAAAACAGAAAGGGUGGGGAGAAGUGGCAAUGUACCAGCAGGCACUGCAGUGGAUAGUACCAUCACACAUCCGUGUGAGUUUGACUUUUACCUCUGUAGUCAUACAGGAAUUCAGGGCACUAGCCGUCCUUCACAUUACCAGGUCUUGUGGGAUGACAACUGCUUCACUGCAGAUGAGCUCCAGCUACUGACUUACCAGCUGUGUCAUACCUAUGUGAGGUGCACACGCUCCGUCUCUAUUCCAGCCCCUGCAUAUUAUGCCCGGCUCGUAGCAUUUAGGGCACGGUAUCAUCUGGUGGAUAAAGAUCAUGACAGUACGGAAGGCAGUCAUGUGUCAGGACAGAGUGACGGACGGGAUCCUCAGACCUUGGCUAAGGCUGUGCAGAUCCACCAUGAUACCCAGCGCAUGAUGUAUUUUGCCUGAGAGUCUCAGAAAAAGAACUCAACCACUUUGGCACCCCAUGCAGCCUCAAAAUGUUUCAAAUG
Molecule: messenger RNA, 2648 nt
Organism: Nycticebus coucang (slow loris)
Lineage: Eukaryota; Metazoa; Chordata; Mammalia; Primates; Lorisidae
Product: protein argonaute-4-like
Exons: 1
Coding region: 1-2586 (861 amino acids)
Molecular function (GO): RNA binding; protein binding
Source: RefSeq, a predicted model, not a curated record